GAAACAGCAACCAGCAGCAGCCGAUGCGCUCGAGGCGUCUCAAGGAGCGCCGCGUGCCCCGAAGGAGGCAUCCAACCCCACGACCCAAGCGCGUGGGACAAGCGGUGAGGACCCGUACUUCGUGCAGUUUGCCGUGGACGACAAGGACAAGCGUAUUAACUGCUCCGUUGCGUGACAAGCCUUUGUCAACAGCGCCGUUGCUGCAAACGGCUUCAUGGUGUCACUCUUGGCCAGUGCGUAUCACUUCGUUAGCCUUGCUGUGCGGGAGCAGUUCGGCUGCUCCUCAGCAGUCACCGCCCUCGGCUUUGUGCUCAAUGUCCUCGUGCGGGGACUGUCCGGUCUAAACCUUUGGCCUCUGUCCGACUCGUAUGGCCGCAAGUGCGUCCCCGGCGGUAGCUCGCUCCUCUGGGCACUGUUCCACAUCGGCACUCCGCGCAUGAUCAACUUCCACACACUGCUUGUCUGCCGCCGGCUCACUGGGCUCUUCGAAAGCACGUCGCUUGCCUUAGUCUCGCUCGCCGGUUUCGAGCUUUACGUGGAGCUCGAUAUUGCCAAGGGCACGUUCAUCUUCAUGGGUCUGUGUGAGCACCUGUCACGUUUUCAGCGUGAGAGCUCAUGCGGGCUCGGGCUGCAUCGCAGCUGCUGGCACCCUCGGGCAGGUCCUCGACCCCAUUGUUGGAGGCUUCGUCAGCGGAUUUGCGCGCCCGCUCGUGUAAGAUGAAGCAGGUUGGCACGUCGUCUUUUACGUCUCCAUCGUCGGUUUCUUUUUUGUUA
Messenger RNA from Tilletiaria anomala UBC 951, 774 nucleotides. RefSeq lists its product as uncharacterized. The record is from RefSeq and is a predicted model, not a curated record. Gene Ontology annotation, molecular function: transmembrane transporter activity. Gene Ontology annotation, biological process: transmembrane transport. NCBI's taxonomy places the organism in Eukaryota, Fungi, Basidiomycota, Exobasidiomycetes, Georgefischeriales, Tilletiariaceae. The coding region runs from base 215 to 721 and encodes 168 amino acids. The transcript is spliced from 2 exons.